AGCCGUUAUUCGGCUUCCACAAACAAAAACCUUUUAGACUCCGCUGAGAACAAGGAUUGCUUUUGCUUGCUUGGCCAUGGCGAUGUCUUUCCUACCAAACAGACUCCAUCACCAUCCGACACAUGUGCUACCCAAUCCACCACAGAUCUUAAGUCCUCGCCUGAGUUUCUUCUCCCUCGGUCUCGGACGAUGCAACAACAGCAUCAGAGUCAAAAUCCCACCAAGGCAAAGCCGACUUAACAUGCUCCAAAUUGCAGCCUCUUCAUUGUCUGGAAUUGAAUCUUCUGGUUUCCCUGGUGAAGAUAUAACAGUGUUUGAUUUGAAUGGGAAUGGAAUCCCAAUUUCUGAUUUAUGGAAAGACCGUAAAGCCGUGGUUGCAUUUGCUCGGCACUUCGGAUGCGUCCUUUGCCGCAAAAGGGCUGAUUAUCUGGCCUCCAAGAAGGAUGUAAUGGAUGCAUCUGGUGUGUCUCUGGUUUUAGUUGGACCUGGUAGUAUUGAUCAGGCAAAAGCAUUCUAUGAGCAAACAAAGUUUGAAGGAGAAAUUUAUGCGGAUCCCUCCCAUGCAUCAUAUAGGGCUCUGAGAUUUGUUUCUGGGGUUUCAACUACAUUUACACCCAAAGCAGGUUUGAAGAUUAUAAAGUCAUAUAUGGAAGGGUAUCGACAAGACUGGAAGCUUUCAUUUGAGAGGGACACUGUUGCUAGAGGUGGUUGGUAUGUAGACGAGGUGGUUGCAGCAAGGUGGAAUAAUUAUUGCCGGUCCUGGUCAAAGCAACAUCUCCUACGUCCACAGGUAGGAUAGAGAGGCAGGGGAUGAUCCAGAUAUUGAAGAGAUUCUCAAAGCAUGUUGCUUGUGAAGAAAAUGUUGCAUCUCUUAUGCUUUUGCUAUAGGCUGAUUUUUUUUUUUUUUUUUUCAACGAAUAAGAUUCACUGUUAUAAAGACUGCAUCGGAAUAAUUUUGUAUACUUUUGUUUUAGUGGCCUUUUCCUGAUGGGUUAUGGUGAACAUUGUAGGGCUAGUUACCUUUUGUUUCUUAUUUAUGUCCAUUGGAUUUUGAUCUUGUUGGAUAUUGGUAAACUGUAAUGGGUCUAUUUUGGGCACAAUUAAAUGUGGGAUACAAAUGAUCUUUCGGGGUUUGUGGGGUUUUGACA
Tripterygium wilfordii is the source of this 1148-nucleotide messenger RNA. Its product is annotated as thioredoxin-like protein AAED1, chloroplastic. Gene Ontology annotation, molecular function: antioxidant activity. NCBI's taxonomy places the organism in Eukaryota, Viridiplantae, Streptophyta, Magnoliopsida, Celastrales, Celastraceae. The transcript has 8 exons. Bases 77 to 799 code for a protein of 240 amino acids. The record is from RefSeq and is a predicted model, not a curated record.